AUGGACCCGCGGUCCCGCAACUACUCCAAUGGCACUGGGAGUACGGGAAGACCUAGCAAUGAGAGUCGGCGUCCGCCUGGGGCCCCUGGAGGAGCGCCGGCUUCUGAGCGCUCUUCUGCACCCUCUGGAUCAGGAAUGUCACGCGCGGAGAAAUUCGAAGACGAAAGACGGAGGAUCACCGCGAGCUGCUUCUCGAAACUGGAACCCAAUGGGACGCUAACUGAGUCCUACAUCACGCAUAUCCGCAUCACGGAAGAUGCCGCAUACCCGCAGUCUCCCCCCCCGCCCAGCUCGGAUCCUAAGAACAAGAAGCAGAGAGUCAUCGUGAUUGGGGUGAAACAUACUACAAGAGUGCAAGUUCACAAGGGGCGCGAGAAUCAGAAUGGGAGUUUCUCCAUUGGCAAGACAUGGCAUAUGGAAGACCUCUCCCAUAUCGAGAACUAUGUGAAUAUGGAGACUCCGCGUGGUGAGGAUGUUCAGUUCAAAGAGUGGGCAGGUGUCAGCGGGUUCCUAGUGACCAUCAACAAGCCAUACUACUGGGAAGCAAACACGGCGAAAGAGAAGGAGUUCUUCAUUGGAAGCCUAGUCAAGAUUUACACCAAGUACACUGACAAAUUUGGUCGAAAAGAAGGGAAAUACCCUGUCAUGUCUGGUUUCGGUCUUGAAGAGCUCAUCACUUUGACGGAUAAUCGCCCGUUCGCCGCAACCGAAGCUGGGCGUGCGGCCUACGACAGUUGGAUAAGACCUUAUAUCGACACUGAAACUAAACCGCCUCCGAACGAUCCUGGCCCUUACGUUGAAUUGAGAAGAGCUUAUGAGGCUGCAAGACAGCCAAGGCCCAGUCCUGGUCCUGGUCCCGGAGUCCCGCGACCUCAAGGUUUGCCGUCGCCGCGUGAUAUCGGCCGAGCACCGCCCUCAGAAGCGCGAGAUAUGAGACGUAUGAUGCCCCCGGAAGACAGGAACCUGAACCGCAAUCUAUCGGAAGAAAGAGAUAUGAGGCGCAUGCCUCCACCAGGAGAGAGGGAUAUGAGGCGACCGCCGCCUCCAGGAGACAGAAGGCCUCCACCCCGCGGACCACCUCGACCUGACGGAGAACCGCGGCAAAGACGUCCAGGACCACCGCCAAUGCCAGUUGGAGGAGAUCCUGCCGUUUUCAGUGCGUCCGCCGGAGACGGUCGUUUGCCGCCUGCGUCUCCUCGAUUUGCGCCUGCUGGCAUGGGCGCGCUACCUCCACCAGGGCUGCAAGCUGGUCGUGGAAGACGACCUUCUAUGGACCAGAAUUUGCGCAACCGUCCCAGCAGGGAGGCGCUGAAGCCCUCGGCCAGUCGAGAACGCUUACAGCCGAUGCCCGGGACGAUACCACCAGUACCCGUUCCCUCACCAUCGCGACUAGAUCCCCAAUCAUCGCGAUCUGAUUUGCGGCCCAAAACUCCAGACACUAUAGCAAGCGCUUCAUCCAUUCCCUCCAGUAUUAGUCCGGGUAGACCCUCGUUCCCAGAUGAUGCUCGGUCGCAAAGGUCGGGAAAGUCCAUGGAGCGACCAUCAUUCGAUGGGGCAGGUUCAAGACCCUCUCCUGUCGAGGACCAAAGGUCGAAUACAAAUGGAUACCCAACACCGCCGAUGCGACGUGACCCAUCUCCUAGAGGCCUCCGACCCGGCACUGCUCAAAGUACUGCCAGCUCCUUCCAAUCUCGGAGCGAAGACCCUCCGACUGAAGAACCUCGGCAAAGAACUGCUCCUCCAGAGCGCAGGAGGCCGCCAAUGGAGCGACCAGCAGCAUUGUCAAAGCAGAGUUCCGAAGCCGCAGCCAGUGGUCCCAACACAGAAUUUCAUACGCCGGCUCAGUCCCCACCACCCGUUGAACGGGUUCCACUGGAACCUCCACCCAGGAGAAGGCCCCAGGAAAUACCCGAGAGGCCUAGGCCUUCCCCUGCUGAGGCACCAGCCCCUGCCUUCGAAGACGCACUUCCGGAUCGCUUACGGGCAGGACCUUCUCCCGCGCAGAUGCUACCACUUGCACAACCUCCACCACCACCGACUUCUCCACUUCCGCAAAUUCCUAAGGCGUUCGAUCAAAAGGAACGCUCCCCUGUAGUAGAGUCACCUGUAACAGAACAACCCCCGGCAGUGGUUGAAAUACCCGCAAUAGAGCCCCUCAAAAACGGCGCCAAAGAAAUGGAAAAAGAGUCUGAGGUCGCACCAGAAGUAAAGCCGAUCUCAAGCACAACGGACGACAAGGAGCCCACGUCAGCUUCCACCGUUAGUCCCGUGGAGAACAAGCUGGGCAAAGCCGGCGCUGCGAAUGCUUUCCGAAAGAUCGCUAAAGCUGCAGGCGCCUUCAAUAACGCCGGGUUUGUGCCUCGUGCUGGUGGGGCUGCGGCGAAAAGACUGCAACCAGACGAGAAGAAGUCUGACGAGCCUGAUGGCAUUAGUGCGGUAUUCGUUCCCAAAAGACCUGCACCGAAAGAAGAAGUCAGAGAGAAGGAAGAGGACGUCAAGCCUAAAGCCGAAGCGGACCGAUCAUCGAAGGACCGCCUGUCGAUACAGACCGAAAUCGUUCCUGAAGUCAAGGUUUCUGCGCCCCUGUCGCCGACGCCUGUGACUCUCAAGAACGAGGGACCGAAGCUGCCUGCGCGUGCUGCGUCACCCAGCGUAGAAGCUGAGCAAUCUGCAUCAAAGACUCAAGCCGAACCCGAAGUGCGGCGCAAGAGACGAAGGUCCAAUCAACAGAUGACGAACAUCUCUAGAUUGGGCAUUGACCCGAACAUAUUAGACGAACGAGGUCUUGAGUUCGAAACCCUGCUAUCUGAAUUUGGAUGGGGUAGCAGCGAGCUCUCAGCGAAGAACAUUGAGUCUCUAGAAUCCGACAUCAAGCGCGAGAUCGCUCGCGUAGAGGCGGGUAGCUGGCUGAAUCACCUUGAGCAAAAAGAUGAUCGCGUCGAGGCUGUCGAAAAAUUACUAGAUCGCGCAAUUGCUGAAUGCGACGAACUUGAAGGUCUCCUUACUCUUUACAAUGUGGAGCUUAGCAGUUUGAACGACGAUAUCGCCUUUAUCGAAGCCCAGAGCCAAGGCCUACAAGUCCAGACGGCCAAUCAACGUUUGCUACAGAACGAACUGAAGCAACUCGUUGACACCAUCUCCAUAACGGAGGACCAGCUUAUACCGCUUAGACGUGAACCCAUUGGUAAAGUCAACGGUCUACGGGCUAUCGAAGGUUCCUUGGUCCUACUCUACAAGGCCUUAAUCACAAUCGAUCCCGCUUUCGUCGACAGCAGCCGCGCUGUUGGUGCAGACAGUCUCAACAAAAUCACCAAUUCAGGUUUCGGCAACAGUGAAUUGGCUUCGAUGCAAGCGCUACAGGAAAAGAAGGAUCGAUACCUCAACGAGGGUGCCGUAUUUUUGGACCGACUCAAGAAACACAUGGAGAUCACGUUCGGCGCGGCGUUCUUGCAGACCAGGGAGACCCUGGAACGUAUUGAUACGACGUCAAUGCCAUCGACCAAAGCUAAUAUCGCGGCGCACGAUGCUGGCCGAGAUACACUGUGGAUGCUCAGCCCAGUAGUUUUAUUUGCGAAGGAGAUCGACCGAGCCUCUUGGGACACCCUGCUCCGCAUGUACCAGAACCAAGCCGGCGCAGCUUAUCAGAACGAGGUCCGGGACAAUAUCUUAUCCUGGAAGCGGUUCGCCCGUAAACCCACUGGCGAUGAGCAGGAACUCUUGUUCACCGCGCAAGAAAAGGAACCCGAAAGUAUCACUGGUGCCGCUCGGAAGCUUACUGUAAAACGAAGCCAAACUCUGGCUCGUGGCCUUCGAGCAGCUUCUGGCGAUAAAGAAGUCAAGUCGAGCAAGUCUCAGGACGGGAAGCUGUUUGCCUUUGACGUGUUCGCUAGGGUCCUUGAGGAUAUUGGCCCCGUGCUACUGACCGAACAGAACUUUGUGACGGAGUUUUUCCACGCAACUUCCACUGACUCUGUCGAUUUCCCAGAGGCCGUGGCAAGGGCAAAUCCUGAAAACCGUCGUGGGCCGAAUCUUUGGGUCCGAAAGCAGUAUGAGGCUGAUAGAUCAAUGGCCAAACGUGUGGCUGAAGUCAUGGAGGAUAUCUUCUCAUUCUGGCCUACAGAAAUUCAGAACUUGGUGGAGUGGGCUGUGAAUGCCGACCCCUUACAAGGUGUGGGUAUUCUUUGCGCUGUCGAUCGUAAAUUGGUUGAGAUUGAGGAGUCUAACCAAGACUUCCUGACCCGAAACCUGCAGAAGGUGCAUGAGCGUUUGACCGGCCUUUUUAGCCGUUUCGUAGACGAACAGAUCCGAGCUAUCGAAGACACCAAGGUGAAGAUCAAAAAGCGUAAGGGCGUGAUUGCGUUCAUGAAAACGUUUCCUCACUUUUCUAUGGCUAUUGAGAACAUGUUGCCCGCGGCAGACGAGCAAGAACAUCUCGAGAUACGCCGUAUGGUUGAUGAUGCGUACCAAAAAAUCAACAAAGCGAUGUUCGAGAGCUUGAAGGUCAUCGCCAAGGAGUCACCAGCGGUCAUGGCUACUCAAGGGCAAGCUGAUCCUGAAGACAAGGAAGCGCUCAACUACCACAUCCUCCUCAUUGAGAAUAUGAACCACUACCUUGAGGAAGUCGAUGCACGGUCUGACCCAGUGUUGAUGGAUUGGAAAGUGAAGGCUCAAGAUGAAUUGAGGGAGCACAUGGACCUCUAUGUGGACGCUGUUAUCCGCCGACCGCUGGGCAAGCUCCUGGAAUUCGUCGAAUCAACGGAAACGCUGCUCACCCAGCCCGGCGCAAGCGCACCAGCGAUCGCCCAGCGAUCGUCCCACUCCCGCUCUGUCUUCAAGAAACUAGUGCACUCUUUUGACGCCAAGGAAAUCCGCAAAGGUAUCGAAGCCCUCAAGAAGCGCGUCGACAAGCACUUCGGCGAUGCCGACGACCCAACGAUUAGCCGUGACCUUGUCUUCAAGGUUCUAAAAGAAUGCGAGAAGAAGUACGACAACGUCUAUGACCGCACGAUCCAUAUCAACCAGGACGUGUACUCUGGAGAGGUGGAAAUUGACUGGAGUUCGAACGAUAUUGCCACUGCUUUUAGGAGGUAA
Didymosphaeria variabile is the source of this 5091-nucleotide messenger RNA. RefSeq lists its product as uncharacterized. Gene Ontology annotation, cellular component: plasma membrane; exocyst. Gene Ontology annotation, biological process: exocytosis; Golgi to plasma membrane transport. Lineage: Eukaryota; Fungi; Ascomycota; Dothideomycetes; Pleosporales; Didymosphaeriaceae. The record is from RefSeq and is a predicted model, not a curated record. The transcript is spliced from 4 exons. Gene Ontology annotation, molecular function: phosphatidylinositol-4,5-bisphosphate binding. The coding region runs from base 1 to 5091 and encodes 1696 amino acids.